UCUUUGUGUGCUGAAAACGUUAGCGCUACCAUCUCGAUUUCUCUCUUCCCCUCUCCCUCUCCCUCUCCCUUUUACCUAAGUUGGAAUCAAUCCGAUUUCGCGUUCGAUCUCUGAAAUCCCCGGAGCCUUCGCAUGGAUUUGGCCGAACUGUGGGCGAUCUUCGGGCCGGGCGUCGCCGGCGCCGUCUUCGGCGCCGGAUGGUGGUUCUGGGUCGACGCCGUCGUGUGCAGCUCCGUCACAGUCUCCUUCGUCGACUAUCUCCCCGGUAUCUUUGCUUCUCUCGCUGCGCUGAUGUUCAAUUGCGUGAGGAAGGAUGAUAUCGACUACUCUCCUUACGAUGAAGGCGAGUGGAGGUUGAAGCUUUGGCUUUUCUUUGCCUAUGUUGUUUCAUUUGUCUCUCUGGCAGCAUCUGUGGGCCUUUUAAUUCAAGAUUCACUCGAGACCUCUGCACCUUCAGUCUGGACAGGAGUUGCGGGUGUCUUGCAAUGCGUGUUUGUGUUGAUCAGUGGACUAAUUUAUUGGACAUCACACUCGGAGUGAGGCCUUGAUCUGCAGCGAUGUACUUU
Messenger RNA from Rhodamnia argentea, 566 nucleotides. Its product is annotated as transmembrane protein 50 homolog. The record is from RefSeq and is a predicted model, not a curated record. The transcript is spliced from 4 exons. Gene Ontology annotation, biological process: late endosome to vacuole transport via multivesicular body sorting pathway; protein targeting to vacuole. Bases 133 to 540 code for a protein of 135 amino acids. Lineage: Eukaryota; Viridiplantae; Streptophyta; Magnoliopsida; Myrtales; Myrtaceae.